UCACCAUCAUCCAUCCCAAAUAUAACCUACAAAAUGUCCUCAACCCCAACCCAAAACAUCUACGAUAACCCCCAAUUCUUCAAAGCAUAUGGCACGCUUCCCCGCUCCCAGCAUGGCUUCAACGCAGCGCCCGAAUGGCCCGUCCUAGAACAAAUGGUCACCCAACCGCUACACAAUGGCGUCCAAGGUAAAAAUAUUAUAGACCUCGGCUGCGGGUACGGCUGGUUCUCCCGCUGGGCUCGGGAAAACGGCGCCAAACACGUCAAAGGCGUGGACGUGUCGACAAAGAUGAUAGAGAGGGCCAACGAAGUGGAGAAAGACCUGCAAAAGAACGGUAGAAUCUCGUCUUCUUACGGGACAAUAGACUAUCAAGUUUGCGAUCUGGAGAUGAUAGCCUUCUCGCCGUCAGAAAUGGACUACUAUGAUCUCGUUUACAGUUCUCUAACAUUCCAUUAUAUCGAGGAUUUCUCGAGAUUGCUUCGACAAGUACGACUUUGUUUGAAGAAGGAUGGUGCAGGAAGGGGGAGGCUGGUCUUUUCGGUGGAACACCCUAUUUGUACUGCACCGGUUCAUCCUGGGCCUGACUGGAGGAUCCUAUCUAAAGUUGAUGGUGACGGGGCGGGUGAGAAAGUCUGGCCUUUGAACUCGUAUAGCGAAGAGGGCCCGCGUGUGACGAGCUGGCUAGGAGUUAAUGGUAUCCGGAAGUAUCAUCGAACUGUGGAGACUUAUGUUACCGCGCUGCUUGAGAACGGAUUUGUUUUGGCUGGGUUGAAAGAUUGGGUUCCUUCCCGGCGUGAUAUCGAAGAGCAUCCUGAAUGGAAGGAUGAAAGGCAUCGGCCGUAUUUUCUGCUUAUUUCCGCUGAGGUUAAGCGUUCGGAUGAUGAUUGAUAUUGGAUAGGUGCAAAGACGGUGGAUUGUCAAACAUGGCCCUUUGUUCAUUUUACAGCCUACGAAGAAUACCAGUUAAAUUAGGUUAUUUGCCUUGUCUUCUGUUGAACACCUGGUGAAGGAAUUAAAACAUGGGAAACUGCCCAACUAUCGAAGAUUUUUGUCUUUCUAGGGGUGUGAAGGUGUGAAGUGUAUAGG
Aspergillus alliaceus is the source of this 1086-nucleotide messenger RNA. RefSeq names its product class I SAM-dependent methyltransferase. The transcript has a single exon. Gene Ontology annotation, molecular function: S-adenosylmethionine-dependent methyltransferase activity. Bases 34 to 888 code for a protein of 284 amino acids. Lineage: Eukaryota; Fungi; Ascomycota; Eurotiomycetes; Eurotiales; Aspergillaceae. The record is from RefSeq and is a predicted model, not a curated record.